Cricetulus griseus (Chinese hamster) is the source of this 204-nucleotide messenger RNA. Lineage: Eukaryota; Metazoa; Chordata; Mammalia; Rodentia; Cricetidae. The record is from the annotation of a RefSeq genome assembly.
AUGCCACAACUAGACACUUCUACAUGAUUUACAACUGUCUUAGCUUCCUCUAUUACAUUAUUUAUCUUAAUACAACUAAAAAUCUCAUUUCACGACUUACACAAAAAACCCUCUAAUAAAUACCUAAAACUUUUCAAACCAACAAACCCCUGAGAACAAAAAUGAACGAAAAUUUAUUCUCCUCUUUCAUUACCCCAACCCUAA